Messenger RNA from Phoenix dactylifera (date palm), 2569 nucleotides. Its product is annotated as potassium transporter 5-like. Gene Ontology annotation, biological process: potassium ion transmembrane transport. The record is from RefSeq and is a predicted model, not a curated record. Lineage: Eukaryota; Viridiplantae; Streptophyta; Magnoliopsida; Arecales; Arecaceae. Gene Ontology annotation, molecular function: potassium ion transmembrane transporter activity. Gene Ontology annotation, cellular component: membrane.
UCAUACUCGUAGUAUCCGCCACUAGCCCCACCUUGCCGCCAUUGAUUCCUAUAAAUUCAUCGCUCGCCGCCUCUAAGAGAGUCGAAGAGAGAUCCGUGAUGGGCGAUAGCGAAGUAGAGGAGCGAAGCGCCGAGCAGUUGGUCCCCGCCGACGCCGCCCGGGAUGACUCGCCGCCGGCGUUCUCCUCCGGAAAGGAGCUCCGCCGCUACGACUCCCUCGACCUCGAGGCCGGCUCCGUCUCCUCCUCCCACCCCCACCACUUCUCCAAGGGGACGAAUAAGGACUGGGGAACGGUGAUGAGGCUGGCGUUUCAGAGCGUGGGGAUCGUGUACGGGGACAUCGGGACGUCUCCGCUGUACGUGUAUGCGAGCACGUUUACGGGGGGAAUACGGCAUGAGGACGAUAUCCUAGGCGUUCUCUCCCUCAUCUUCUAUACCAUCACCCUCAUCACCUUGGUCAAGUACGUCUUCAUCGUCCUCCGUGCCAACGAUAACGGCGACGGAGGCACCUUCGCACUCUAUUCGUUGAUCUGUCGAUAUGCAAAGGUGGGGUUGUUACCAAGUCAGCAACCAGAAGAUGGAGAGGUGUCCAAUUAUAAGCUAGAUCUGCCCAGCAACAAACGCCAUCAGCGUGCCUCUAAGAUAAAAGCGGUACUCGAGAACAGUCCGUUCGCCAAAUAUUUUCUCUUGGUGGCAACCAUGCUUGGGACUUCUAUGGUCAUUGGGGACGGAGUCCUCACUCCCUGCAUCUCAGUUUUAUCUGCGGUAGGCGGGAUAAAGGAGGCUACAGACGCCAUGACCGAAGAUAGAAUCGUCCUGAUAUCAGUCAUCAUCCUGGUCUGUCUAUUCCUAGUUCAGAGGUUCGGAACUGAUAAGGUGGGUUACUCCUUUGCUCCCAUCAUCACCGUGUGGUUCCUCCUCAUUGCCAUCAUAGGCGUCUUCAACUUCGUCAAGUAUGAUCCAUGGGUGGUCAAGGCCAUCAACCCCAAGUACAUCAUCGAUUACUUCAAAAGAAAUGGGAAAACAGCCUGGAUUUCUCUAGGUGGCGUCGUUCUUUGCAUCACAGGUGUGGAAGCAUUAUUUGCAGACGUGGGACACUUCACAGUCCGUUCUGUUCAAAUAAGCAUGUGUUCGGUGGCUUUCCCAUCCCUUGUCUUAGCAUACACUGGUCAAGCCUCCUACCUACGCAAGCAUAUGGAAGACGUUAGCGACACCUUCUACAAGUCAAUACCUGGUGGACUCUACUGGCCUAUGUUUGUGGUGGCAAUCCUAGCUGCUGUCAUCGCCAGCCAGGCUAUGAUCUCCGGCACCUUCUCUAUCAUCCAACAAUCCCUCUCACUUGGCUGCUUUCCACGUGUGAAAGUAGUCCACACCUCAGCUAAGCACGAGGGGCAGGUGUACAUCCCUGAAAUAAACUAUAUUCUCAUGCUUGCAUGCGUUGCAGUGACCGCCAGCUUCAAAACCACUGAAAAGAUCGGCAAUGCCUAUGGAAUUGCUGUUGUCUUCGUCAUGACCCUUACUUCAGCUCUGCUAACACUCAUCAUGAUAAUGAUUUGGAAGACUCACAUCAUCCUCAUAAUUCUAUACAUAAUUGUGAUAGGAUCGGUUGAGCUCGUCUACUUGAGUUCGGUGCUAUACAAAUUCGAUCAAGGUGGUUACCUGCCAUUGGCCUUCGCUGCCUUCUUAAUCACAACAAUGCUCGUGUGGAACUACGUCUACCGGAAAAGAUACAUGUAUGAAUUAUCUCACAAGGUUCCGAGCGAGAAGGUGGAGGAGAUAGUUUUGAAUUCUGGUGUUCGGCGCAUCCCGGGAAUUGCCUUCUUCUACUCAGAGCUUGUGCAAGGGGUUCCUCCAAUAUUUGAGCAUUAUGUUGCAAAUGUGCCGGCUUUGCACUCUGUUCUUGUCUUUGUUUCCAUUAAGUCACUACCGAUCAGCCGAGUUCCGGCGGAGGAGCGAUUUUUAUUCCGUCGAAUGGGGUCUCAUGAUUGCUACGUGUUUCGGUGUGUUGCGAGGUAUGGCUACAAGGAUGCAAGAAGCGAACAAGAGCCCUUUGAUGCAACGCUGGUGCAGAGGUUGAAGGAGUUCAUGGAGGAAUCAUGGAAGGCAAGGAUACUUGGGAAUGGUAGUGAUGAAGGUGCAGCAAGAGUGGUGGAUGGUGGUGAGAAGAGGGAGACGGAGGAAGUAUUGCUGGGUAGGGAGUUGGAACUGGUGGAGAGGGAAUGGAGGCAUGGAGUCGUCCAUUUGUUAGGAGAGAACGAGGUGGUUGCUGCAAAGGGGGCUGGCUUGUGGAAGAGGUUUGUGAUAGACUAUGCUUAUGGCAUCUUGAAAAGAAAUAUAAGGCAGCAAAAUGAAGUGUUUACUAUUCCUAGGGGGCAGCUACUGAAGGUUGGAAUGACCAUCGAGCUCUAAAGAGAGGAGUUUUAGAUGGAAUGUUAUAUAACAAGUACCCACCCCCAUCUCAAUGUCUUUUUUCUUUUUUUCUUUUUCUUUUCUUAUCAAGGUUAAGUUUUAUAUCGCAAUCCUUGUAUUUCAAAUAGCAAUCUUAGUGAUGGUUACUUUCUUUAUUGCAA